Molecule: messenger RNA, 2379 nt
Organism: Jatropha curcas
Lineage: Eukaryota; Viridiplantae; Streptophyta; Magnoliopsida; Malpighiales; Euphorbiaceae
Product: putative serine/threonine-protein kinase PBL7
Biological process (GO): protein phosphorylation
Molecular function (GO): ATP binding; protein kinase activity
Source: RefSeq, a predicted model, not a curated record
CUCUCUGGUUGUUGGUACUCUCUUUCUUACUCUCUCUUUUGCUUUUGGUUUAUUCAACUAAUCCAAAUUAUGCAAAGAACGUACAUUGUAGGUUCUCUAUGUCCACUUCAAUAUUGGCAGCAAGAAUCUCUUUUUUUUUCUAUACAAAUCAAUUCUAUCUCUCCCUCUUCUUUAAAUAAUACCAUCAAUUAAGAUUAGAUCUUUAAAAAAAGAAUUAGAACCAAAACCCAUUUUUUUAUUUUUCUAGGUUAUUUAUCUGAAGAAGACCAUACGGUUCUUCUUCUUCUUCAUGUCUACAUUCUUUAAUCUCACACACAUUAAACUAAUACUCAGGCAUUCACCUACAAAAUACAUGCUUCUUUUUUUUUUUUUAUACAUAACACAUAGCCCCAUACCCUUUAAUCCAUUUCUCCUCUGUCUCUCUCCCUCCCUCUCUCCUGAGAAAUUCUCUCCCACCCUUGAAGCAAAGCAGGCAGCUUUCACUUUUUUUAUUCUCUCUCUUUUUCUGGUUUCUGGGUUUCUGUGCUCUUACUGAGAUCUGCUUUUUUAAAAUGGGUUUCUUUGAAGGUAGCUGUACAAACCCAAGAGAGCCUCCAAAUGGUCUCUGCUCUUGUUCUUCUACAUCCACAGAUCUCUACUGUGACCAUAAUGAGCUCAAGGUAAAAGCCCUUGUAACAAAAAUGGUUUGGCGACUUGGGUUUGCCUGUUUUCACCCGAAUGAGAAAAGCAAAAGCAAUAAAAGCAGCAAAAUCAAGAAUGUAAAUUUAGAGCAUAACAAGGCAUGGUUACUUGCAGAGUCUGGUGGGUGUGGUGGUGCAGAGCUAACAAAUGCUGAUCCACAAUCAGUACACUCUUCUUUCAGAUUUAGUUUCUGCUCUCAGGUAGAGCUUGAAUCCAUGAACAUGAAUUCUUCAGCUUCUGCAACUGUUUUGAUGGUGAAUUUGGAUAAUGGGUUGAAUGAAACUAAAGCUAAGGAACUAAAAUGGAGGAGAAUUCAGUCUUUAGAGAGGAGUAUCUCUCCAGUGGCAAAUUCUUUGGUCAGAUUCAGUUAUAGUGAAAUUGUUGCUGCUACCUUAAAUUUCUCUAAAGGUAGAGUUUUGGGAAGAGGAGCUUUGAGCUUUGUUUUUAGAGGUAGAGUUGGAUUCUUGAGGACAGCUGUGGCUAUUAAGAGAUUAGACAAGGAGGAUAAAGAAUCUUCAAAGGCUUUUUGUAGAGAAUUGAUGAUUGCUAGCUCUCUUCAUAAUCCAAAUAUCGUCCCCCUUGUGGGUUAUUGUAUUGAUCCAGAAGAGGGUUUAUUCUUGGUGUACAAGUAUGUCUCUGGUGGGAGCUUGGAGCGCCAUUUGCAUGAGAAGAAAAGAGGAGUAAAGGGUGGUUCAACACUUCCUUGGUCAGUGAGAUAUAAGGUGGCUCUAGGAAUUGCACAAGCAAUUGCAUAUUUGCAUAAUGGAACUGAGAGAUGUGUUGUUCAUAGAGAUAUUAAACCCUCAAAUAUACUCCUUUCUUCCAAGAAAAUACCCAAAUUGUGUGAUUUUGGAUUGGCUACUUGGACCUCCGCACCCUCAGUACCUUUCCUCUGUAAAACAGUCAAGGGAACAUUCGGUUACCUUGCUCCUGAGUACUUCCAGCAUGGUAAAGUAUCUGAUAAGACCGAUGUUUAUGCAUUUGGGGUGGUCCUCUUGGAACUAAUAACUGGAAGGAAACCAAUUGAAGCAAGAAGGCCUCCUGGAGAAGAAAAUUUAGUGCUGUGGGCUAAACCUCUACUGCAAAAGGGUAAAGGAGCCAUAGAAGAUUUGCGCGAUCCACGUCUUAAAUGCACUUUCAAAAAGACAACUCAAAUUGCACAGAUGAUUCAAGCUGCUGCUGCCUGUAUAAGUAACGAGGAAUCUCGAAGGCCAGGUAUCGAUGAAAUUAUCGCUAUAUUGAGAGGUGAAGAAGAGCCUGUAUACCACAAUAAGAAGAAAUCCAAUUUUUCUGGCAUCAUAGAUUGCUACCCCCAGCCACAACAGGCAAAAAGUGAGAUGAGAAGUCACUUGGCUUUGGCAAUGCUAGGAGUUUCAGAGUUUGAAGAUGAUGAUCACCUUUAUUGUCGUUGAGGCAGUGCACUGAACUAUCUGAAACACUUUUUUUUUUUCCUUUUGGUUUUUUGUUGUUUUCUUAUUUUAGUCGCUUGCUUGCAGACAAGUGUUAGAAAAUCAGAAUCGAAAAUGUGUUAAACUGUAAAUAGGAAAAGGGAUUUACCAAGAAAUCAUGUAGAUAUCAUCUAAUUUCCUGCCCCAACCUUAAUGGGAAGGAGUGUUUCAGAUUUAUCAUUUAAAGUUUAGGCUUUUUCUUUUGUUUCACCGAAUUCUUGUAAGUCAAUAUACAUACGAGUUUGCUUUA